This is a messenger RNA of Maylandia zebra (zebra mbuna), 823 nucleotides long. The record is from RefSeq and is a predicted model, not a curated record. NCBI's taxonomy places the organism in Eukaryota, Metazoa, Chordata, Actinopteri, Cichliformes, Cichlidae.
ACUUGUGCUGUGGUGGGUAAUUCUGGUAAUUUAAGGAGAUCGCAUUAUGGACCGCUGAUAGAUUUACAUGAAGUUGUCAUAAGAAUGAACACUGGUAUUACCAGAGGCUUUGAAAAAGACGUUGGAAACAAGACAACUCAUCGUGUCAUGUAUCCAGAGAGUGCUGUGGAUUUGGAUGACAACACCCAUUUUGUACUGUUUCCCUUUAAGAUACAGGACUUUGAGUGGCUCAUUAAUGCCUCUACAACAGGAUUUACUGGAAGGUCAUAUAUGCCAGUGAAAUCAAAGAUCAAAACUAACAAGGAUUUGGUCAUGGUGGUAAAUCCAGCUUUUAUGAAAUAUGUACAUGAGGUUUGGCUUGGAAAUAAGGGACGUUAUCCAUCCACUGGCUUUAUGGCUUUGAUUCUUGCACUUCACAUUUGUGAUGAGGUUAAUGUGUUUGGUUAUGGCGCUGACAGUGAUGGAAACUGGAGUCACUACUGGGAAAUACUCACAAACAAAAGGUUAAGAACUGGAGUACAUCCUGGAAAUUAUGAGUAUAACAUCAUCCAGCAACUAGCUCAGCAACAGAAAAUUAAGUUCUAUGAAGGCCUAAUGAAAAAAAUGUGAUUGAAUGCCAUACACUCAGUAAGGGAAGAACUGAAAGCCAAAUGGAUGUGUAUCUUGUUUGCUUGAGAGUUAUAUGUGUUGUUGUAAAAUGUAAGAGCUAUAUCUUAGAAGUGUGUUUUAUUGCUGGUAAAGAGUAGCAUCAUAAGUAAAUGAUUAUGAUGGUAAUGUUUAGUCUUCUCAAUUGAAUGGAAUAGGCCAUAGGAGAACAUUGUAU